AUGGCAAAACAACAGCCCACCACCCCCCUCCUAGCCAUCGGCUGCGAAGGCAGCGCCAACAAACUCGGCAUCGGCAUAAUAUCGCACGACCCAACGACCGGCAAAUCCGCCAUCCUGGCCAACAUCCGCGACACCUUCGUAUCCCCCCCCGGGACCGGAUUCCUGCCCAAAGACACAGCGCGACACCACCGCGCAUUCUUCGCGCGGGUCGCGCGCGCCGCCCUAUCCGCGGCCGGAGUCACGCAUCCCGAGAAGCAGCUACACUGCGUGUGCUACACGAAGGGGCCGGGGAUGGGCGCGCCGCUGCAAUCCGUGGCGGUCGCCGCGCGCACGCUGGCGCUGCUCUGGGACCUGCCCCUCGUCGGCGUGAACCACUGCGUCGGCCACAUCGAGAUGGGGCGCGAGAUCACGGGGGCCACGGACCCCGUCGUGCUGUACGUGUCGGGCGGCAACACGCAGGUGAUCGCGUACGCGGAGCGGCGGUACCGCAUCUUCGGCGAGACGCUGGACAUUGCCGUCGGCAACUGCCUCGACCGGUUCGCGCGCACCCUGGCCAUCAGCAACGACCCGGCUCCGGGCUAUAACAUCGAGCUGCUGGCUCGUCGGUCCUCGGGCCGCGUCUUGCUUGAUCUGCCGUAUGCGGUUAAGGGUAUGGAUUGUAGUUUUAGCGGCAUCCUGACUGCGGCCGAUUUGCUGGCCGCGCAGAUGCGCGAGCAGGAGGCGCGCGUUGCGGCGGGCGGGGAGGUCAAGGAAGAGGAUAGAAUUACGCCUGAGGAUCUGUGUUAUAGUCUCCAGGAGACUAUUUAUGCCAUGCUUGUCGAGAUCACCGAACGCGCUAUGGCACACGUAGGUAGUAGCCAGGUGCUUAUUGUAGGUGGCGUAGGAUGCAACGAACGUCUACAAGAGAUGAUGGGACAGAUGGCUAAGGAGAGAGGCGGAAGCGUAUAUGCGACUGACGAGCGCUUUUGCAUUGACAACGGAAUCAUGAUCGCGCAUGCAGGUCUACUGGCCUACGAGACAGGGUUCCGUACGCCCCUAGAGGAUAGUACUUGUACGCAACGAUUUAGAACAGAUGAGGUCUAUGUCAAAUGGAGAGAUUAA
This is a messenger RNA of Daldinia childiae, 1101 nucleotides long. Its product is annotated as tRNA N6-adenosine threonylcarbamoyltransferase. The record is from RefSeq and is a predicted model, not a curated record. The transcript has a single exon. Gene Ontology annotation, biological process: tRNA threonylcarbamoyladenosine modification. NCBI's taxonomy places the organism in Eukaryota, Fungi, Ascomycota, Sordariomycetes, Xylariales, Hypoxylaceae. The coding region runs from base 1 to 1101 and encodes 366 amino acids. Gene Ontology annotation, cellular component: EKC/KEOPS complex; cytoplasm.